CUACUUAUAUCGACCCCGCCUCCUCCGGGUCCUCCUCCUCCCCCCUCCCCAUGGUCAAGCUACUCCUCUCCACGACCAGGGGCAACUCCGGCAACCGCUUCUUUCCCCACCAAGGCUACCUUGGUCUCACCCCCGUCCGCGUCGAAGGCAUCGUACGCACAAAACUCGAAGAGGAUGGCAGGCCAGUACCUGCGAAGUCCCUCUCCAUCUCCAUUCGCUGCUACCAGUCUCGCCUUACCCGUUCCCGCUCUGUCCGCUCUACCCUCGUCGUAGAUCAUACCGACGUCCUCUGGGUCAAACCUCCAAAUAAAGAAUAUGCGGACGUCGGGGAGCUCGAGCUGCCUUUCAAGCUCACUCUGCCAAAGCGGACUCCGGGUUUCAGCACCGCAAAUUAUCAAGACUACCGUGUCUUCUGGCGGCUAGAAGCGAUCCUCGAUCAUGCACCAUUUCCAGCCGUCGGCUCCCGCAUUGUUCGGUACUAUGAUCUCGCCCUUGUCCGCUACGAUCUUCCACCCUCGAUACAUCUCCCAUUGCCCGGACACGCGCUCAAUCACACAACAAACAAGCCUCGUGCACCUGUGGUCCGGUACAAUGUCUUCGCCCCCACCACACCGGUAGGACCCUCUGACAUCAUACACGCAACUCUCCUCCUACAGCCAGUAGACCCGUCAGUUGCUAUCAGAAGCGCCACUGUGUCAAUAGAGCGUCGGAUAGAGCUUCACAACACGCCAGCUGCUCCCACUCCACUUGUCACUGCAGGCAUCAAUCAUGUCGGAGCCGCUUCCCUUUCACCCAUCGCAACCUUCUCGUCCGUUUCCCCUACACCUUCAAUGUAUCCCGACGAAGACGCUCCCACUCCAACAACUUCCCGCUUCAAACGCGGCUCUCGGUCCAAUCCACAGUCGCCGUAUGGACCUGGUCCAUGGGGUUCUAGUCAAUCCGCAUUGGACUCCGUGACGACUGUUUUCUCUAGUUCGUCCACUUUCCCCCUCCUAUCACCGUCCAGUCCGCCACCCUCCCCUUCUCCAUCUUCCGUGUCCGCAUCACCCAUCGUCUCUUCUGUUCCUUCCACUAGCGACGAUAUCCUCAAGACGCUGACUAUGACACUCACAACAGCCGAUGUCACUUCCUUCACAUGCGACUCUUCCGGCGUCUGGGUCAAAUCCGUUGGGCUGCAGUGGCCCGAAAACCGCAGUAAUUCGCGGUGGGCUGUCGGCGAAACUAUGCAGAGUGACUUUGCAUCCGUCCGUUUCUAUCUACGCACGAGAGUCAUCGUUGCUGGACCCAGCGGAUCAGAAACGCUCGACCUUGACGCGCGCGAGAUCACUGUCGUCCCGACGAGCGAAGCCGAUCGGAAGGUUGCUAUGGAGAGGUGGGCAGAGCAGAAGGAGCUCUCGCUUCGAAGCAAAUCGAAGAGCCCAUGGAGAAAGCGCGGCGAGGACGGUUCGGGCGCGGACUCCAAGAUGAACGGCCACGGACUUCCAUCCCCACCUCAGACCCCCGCGCAAUCGAGUGACGGCGGUGACCACCGCCAGUCCACCCACUCCGAGCGCGAUCGCGAGCGCAAAUCGCGUAAGAAGGUACCGAGGAGACCACAUACGUCCGCCGGUCCGAGCGACAAGUCGUCCUUCUCCUUCGCUACGAACGCUGCUGUGGUGUUGGGACGCUCCGAUCGCGACCGCCCAGAACCUCUCUCGCAUACUUCCAGUCGCGACUCGGCGUCUAGCUCGCACAGCGGGAACUCUUCGCACACGCGGAUCAAGGAUUCCGGUCUGGGCGAAAGCAUGCUGAACGCGGACGAGCGGGAAUGGCGGGAAAAGGUGAAGGCAAAAACGUCCGGCCUGGAUUUGAAGCUCGGAGCGCCCGUCGCCGACGUGCGCGCAUGGGAGGAUAUCCUCGCUCACGUCGAGACGCAGUCGCAACGGAACAGUGUGGGCAUUUUGGGGGUGUUGGGCAUGUCGCGCAAGCGGACGGCGAGAUAGUCCCCAGCUUGCCCAGCUCCCCCUCAUCUUUACAUCCGCACAUCGACCUUCGCAUGCACCAGACGACCGGUGUUCGCAGCUUGCUCGUCUGUAUGCCUCCUCGUCAUCGUUUGACACCACGUUCGGCUCCAGUCUACGCUCUCUUUUCUAUAGCGGCUUUCAGGUGAUAUGCUACGCAUCGUCUCGAGCAGUUUCCUCUUCGCUUUCGGUUCAUUGCCCAUUCGUUCCCCAUGUUGUCGUAUACGCCCAUUGUUCUCUCGCGCACGUCUGCACAUAGCAAACCCGUCUCUCACCUCCGUUCCUCGUUGCAUUCGACCUUUGCUUCCUACACAUGCAUCUCAAGCUUGCCACACACACCACUACAUUCUGACUGCACACACAAGCACAUCUAUACCGCAAUACCCGUCGAUAAUAGCAACAACUUGCUCGCUUCCGUCGUUACCGCUCUCCGGCUCGUACCCCAUCCCAGGCCAACAUCAGUCUUCGCCUCCCCCAUCUUAUACACGUCCUCUUCGACCACGACCACGCCCCUUCGGGUUCCAUGCAUCCGUGGCGCGUGCGUGGAAUCAUGUAUCUGCUCACGUAUGUUUGUAGUCUAUCGAUCGCA
Messenger RNA from Dichomitus squalens LYAD-421 SS1, 2589 nucleotides. RefSeq lists its product as uncharacterized. Lineage: Eukaryota; Fungi; Basidiomycota; Agaricomycetes; Polyporales; Polyporaceae. The record is from RefSeq and is a predicted model, not a curated record. Bases 51 to 1982 code for a protein of 643 amino acids. The transcript is spliced from 5 exons.